AUGGGUACUGAAACUCACAAAGACGAUCGAAACACCCCGGAGUAUUUGGCGCAGUUACUUAAAGACAAAAAACAGAUUCAAGCGCUACCAAAUGUGUUUAUUCACGCGGAGAAAAUACUUGAUGAAGAAAUUAACCGUGUCCGACUGGGUCUGUUUCAUCAUCAAGGCAAACGUGAAAUGUUGGACCUCCCUGACCCCGCCGGUCCCGUUGUACAACUUCAGACCAAACUGUUUGUGCCGGUCAAAGAACAUCCCGAUUUCAACUUUGUCGGCCGGAUAUUGGGUCCACGAGGGAUGACAGCCAAGGAGUUGGAACAGUUUACUGGCUGCAAGAUUAUGGUUCGUGGUAAAGGAUCCAUGCGAGACAAAGGAAAAGAAGAUCAGAACCGUGGCAAGGCCAACUGGGAACACUUACACGAGGAGCUGCACGUGCUCAUCACGGUCGAGGACACACAGAGCAGGGCUGAGGUCAAACUACAGAAGGCCAAGGAUGAAGUUAUGAAGCUACUGGUGCCAGCGCCUGAUGGAGAAGAUGAUCUCAAGAAACGGCAGCUGAUGGAACUGGCAAUCAUGAACGGCACCUACAGGGACACCAAAAUAUUUCACCCCCAUCUAACACAAAGCCACCUUCAGCUGGGUGGCCUUCCCAUGUUCCUCCCACCAGCUCCACCGGGUCACAUGGCUCUACACACUCGGGCACAGUUCCAGCAUCUGGUUCCAAUGAAUGGUCCCAACUCUAUAUCUGAUGAUCCAGCUCGCUAUCUUGCUCAGCCACUAACCUUCCAGAUGCGAGCUCCAGGGCCGGGUACACAGAUCAUCCUGGCACCCCGACUACCUCCACCACCUUCUCAAGUUGUGACCAGCCAGGCCAGUAUGAACGGAGGACCACCACCACUAGUUUCUCCCCCUGGCGAUCACCCAGGCCUCAUCUAUAACCCUUACAGCACCAUGAACACUAUCACCUCAGUCAGCUCAGCAAUGCCUUCACAUCUGGACCCCUAUGGGUUUUCAGCAAACACUCCCUCAAUCAUUGAAUACCAAGCUCAUAUGGAUCAAACCCACACUG
Candidula unifasciata is the source of this 1066-nucleotide messenger RNA. NCBI's taxonomy places the organism in Eukaryota, Metazoa, Mollusca, Gastropoda, Stylommatophora, Geomitridae. The record is from the annotation of a GenBank genome assembly.